Molecule: messenger RNA, 373 nt
Organism: Lemur catta (Ring-tailed lemur)
Lineage: Eukaryota; Metazoa; Chordata; Mammalia; Primates; Lemuridae
Product: small integral membrane protein 14-like
Exons: 1
Coding region: 1-300 (99 amino acids)
Cellular component (GO): endoplasmic reticulum
Source: RefSeq, a predicted model, not a curated record
AUGCCAGAAGGUGGAUUCAAUCCCUGUGAAUGUGUUUAUUCUCAUGAGCAUGUGAUGAGAAAGCUGAUCAAUCUGCUGCUGCAGUCCCAGUCCUACUGUACAGACUCAGAAUGUAUUCAAGAGUUACCAGAACCCUCUGGUGAUAAUGGCAUCAGUGUUACUAUGAUCUUGAUAGCCUGGAUGGUUAUUGCAGUGAUCUUGUUUUUACUGAGAUCACCUCAUCUAAGAGGAUCCAGCCUACCUGAAAAGCCAGCUAGUCCUCAUAACAGACAAGAUCCACCAGCUCCUCCUGUGAACUAACUUUGUGAUAUGGGAAGUGAAAAUAGUUAACACCUUGCAUGACCAAAUGAACAAAGGUGACCCAAGUACUCUU